Molecule: messenger RNA, 648 nt
Organism: Strongylus vulgaris
Lineage: Eukaryota; Metazoa; Nematoda; Chromadorea; Rhabditida; Strongylidae
Source: the annotation of a GenBank genome assembly
UGGCGAGUGCUUAAAUUACUUGGAUCCGGUGGAUUUGGUGAUGUGUAUAAAGUUGUUAAGCACGAUAAUCCUGAUAAAACAGAAUCCGCGAUGAAAACAGAAAUGGUAUUAGGUGAUCGAAGAAUGUUAAGAUUGAAAAUUGAAGUAAUGGUAUUGAUGAAAUGUCACGAGCAGACAGAUCCAAACUCUAAGCAACACUUUGUAGCAUUUGUAGAUCGAGGAAAAACUGCCAAAUUUAAGUUUCUUGUUAUGGGUUUGGUUGGAAAAUCGUUGGAAGAUAUUCGAAGAGAUGUACUCGGUCACAAUUAUAGCAGAUCAACAGUAAUGCAAUGUAGUAUACAAACAUUAAUUGCUGUGAGAGAUCUUCACGGCUUAGGUUAUCUGCAUAGGGAUAUUAAACCACAAAACUAUGCUGUUGGUCUCGGUGAGAAACAAAAUACCGUUUAUAUGCUGGAUUUUGGUAUUGCCCGUAAAUUUACAGUAGGAGAAACCAAAGAAGUCAAAAUAGCUAGAGCAAAGGUCAGUUUUCUUGGUACAGUUCGAUUUGCAUCACGAGCAUGUCAUAAAUGCAUUGAGCAAGGGCGAAAGGACGAUUUGGAAUCAUGGAUUUUUAUGGUGAGCAUGUCGAGUUACUUCCAGGUUUUAUAG